Molecule: messenger RNA, 1614 nt
Organism: Trachemys scripta elegans
Lineage: Eukaryota; Metazoa; Chordata; Testudines; Emydidae
Product: mast cell carboxypeptidase A-like
Exons: 11
Coding region: 80-1336 (418 amino acids)
Biological process (GO): proteolysis
Molecular function (GO): metallocarboxypeptidase activity; zinc ion binding
Source: RefSeq, a predicted model, not a curated record
AGUGAGUUGCUCACAGAGCAAUAAGAAGCAGAGUAGAACUGAGCUGACAGACAGUAUUUGCUCUAGAGAAACAAGAAACAUGAAGUCUAUGGUGCCUUUAGGCUUGAUUGUAGCUACUUUUGCUCUUACUUCUCGCUGUUUUGACAGUGCAAAGGUAUUUCGUGUGAAGCCUCAGAAUGAAAAACAAGUGAACUUCUUGAAGUACUUGGCCAGCAUUAAACAGCUUGACUUCUGGCACCCAGAUUCAGCCCCUCAUAUAGUCACUCAGAUGCAGGUGGAUUUCCAUGUCAGUGCACAUCAGUCUAGAUCUGUCCAGACCCUCAUGGAGCAGAAUGAAAUACAAUAUGAAAUUUUAUUGCAUAACCUGCAAGAAGAGAUUGAAAAACAAUUUGAUGGCAAGAGGAAUUUUACUGGCAGACACAGUUACACAAAAUACAAUGACUGGGACAAGAUUGCUGCCUGGACUGCUAGAAUUGCUAAAAUUUAUCCAAAACUGGUCUCCCGCAUCCAGAUUGGAAAUACUUUUGAAAAGCGACCUAUGUACCUCCUUAAGGUUGGGAAGGAGAGCGGCAGGAAGAAGGCCAUCUUCAUGGACUGUGGGAUCCAUGCACGAGAAUGGAUCUCACCUGCAUUCUGCCAGUGGUUUGUGAAGCAGGCAGCCAGGACCUAUGGGAAGGACAGGAUCAUGACACAUCUAUUGGACAGUCUGAACUUCUAUGUUCUCCCAGUGUUCAACAUUGAUGGCUAUGUCUGGAGCUGGACUCAAGAUCGCAUGUGGAGAAAGAACCGUUCCAAAAACUCCAGCACCAACUGCAUUGGCACUGACCUGAACAGGAACUUUGCUGCUGCGUGGGGCACUACUGGUUUCAUCUCAGAUGACCCAUGUGAUGAAACCUACUAUGGACCUGCACCAGAGUCAGAGGAUGAGACUAAAGCUGUUGCCACCUUCAUUCGUAACCACCUAUCUUCCAUCAAGGCGUACCUGACCAUCCAUGCUUAUUCUCAGAUGCUGUUGUUCCCUUAUGGCUAUACUUUCCAUAAAGCACCUAAUCACAGUGAACUGACUGAAGUUGCAAAGGCAGCCGUGGAAGCUUUAUCCAGCCUGUAUGGUACAAAAUAUGAAUAUGGUGCAUCGGCCACUCUAAUCUACCCUACUUCUGGUAGCUCUGUGGACUGGGCUUAUGAUGAGGGCAUCAAAUACUCCUUCGUCUUUGAGCUCCGUGACAAGGGCAGAUAUGGUUUUCUCCUCCCUGAAUCUAAGAUAAAGUCAACUUGUAAGGAGACUAUGCUGGCAGUCAAGUCUAUUGCCAAUUAUAUCCUCAAUUAUGCUUCAUGACUCUUGCCAUAUGUACAGAGCAUAUUUUGCUUUCAAAUAGUUAGAAAUUUAUUCCCUUCAGAGCCACUUUCAACCCAUAGAAGAAAAAACAGUACCUAUUAGUAGCAUUUGCUGACCUACCGCUGAUAUUUACAAACCAAUAAACAAGUUUUUAAAAUAAGCCAACAGAAAUUGAGUUCAAGAAUAACACUAAUAUUGAGCAUAAGAGCACUUCUCAUUCUUAAGCCCAGAUUCAAUAAGGUUCUUAAGCAUGUGCCUAAAUUUAAGCACAUGAAUAG